AGACGGAGAACAGCCACGAGACUUGCUGAGACCUGUGUUGACUCUUGCCACACAAGAUGACAGCAAGAGAUGGGCCACAGGAUAGGUACAAGGCUGUCUGGCUGAUCUUCUUCAUCCUUGGCCUGGGAACGCUGCUGCCAUGGAAUUUCUUCAUGACUGCCAGGGAGUAUUUCAUCAGCCGCCUAAAAGACCCAGAGGAGACAAGCCAUGUCAGGAACCAGACCGGUGAGGUCGCUCUGUCCUACCUGCAGUCCAUGUAUGACAACUUCAUGACUCUCUGCGCCAUGGUGCCCCUCCUCAUCUUCACCUGCCUCAACUCCUUCAUCCAUGAGCGGAUUCCCCAGCAAAUCCGCAUCUCGGGCAGCCUGAUGGCCAUUGGGCUGGUAUUUUUAGUCACUGCGAUCAUGGUGAAGGUACCCAUGGAACCUCUUCCCUUCUUCAUCUUUACCAUGAUCAGCAUCGUCUUCAUCAACUCCUUCGGCGCCAUUCUCCAGGGAAGCCUUUUUGGGCUGGCAGGGCUCCUGCCUGCCAGCUACACAGCCCCCAUCAUGAGUGGGCAGGGCUUGGCAGGCACCUUUGCUGCUUUGGCGAUGAUCUUCAGUAUUGCCAUUGGUGCCCAGCAACCUGAGAGCUUCAUUGGUUACUUCACAACGGCCUGUGUGGCGAUCGUGCUGGCAAUCUUCUCCUACAUCAUUCUGCCUCGCAUGGAUUUCUUCCGAUACUACUCCAUGAAGGACAAGACAGAGUACCGUGUGUACAAUGCAGAGCUGGAGACCAAAAGAGACCUGAUUAAGAAAGAUGAGAACGGAAUGGAGCAGAGUAACUCAAAGAUCAUCCCUAUCCACAACCCUGAUGAGAAGCCCUCCGUUGUUGCUAUUUUUAAGAAGCUCUGGAUCAUGGCUCUGUCUGUCUGCUUUGUCUUCACUGUCACCAUCGGCGUCUUUCCUGCCAUCACAGCUAAGGUGUCCACUGUCCUCGGAGAGGGAAACAGAUGGGGUCUCUACUUCAUUCCUGUCUCCUGCUUUCUGCUUUUUAAUGUUUUUGACUGGACGGGACGGAGUCUCACUGCCCUCUUCACAUGGCCCGGGAAGGACAGCUGCCUCCUGCCAGUGUUGGUGGUCCUCCGUGUUAUCUUUGUCCCUCUUUUCAUGCUGUGCAACGUGAAGCCCCGUCACUACCUGCCCGUCAUAUUCUCUCAUGACGCCUGGUACAUCAUCUUCAUGAUCUUCUUCUCCAUCUCCAACGGCUACCUGGCCAGCCUUUGCAUGUGCUUCGGGCCCAAGAAAGUGCUUGCCCACGAAGCAGAGACAGCUGGAGCCGUCAUGGCCUUUUUCCUGUCGCUGGGCUUGGCCCUAGGAGCUGCCAUCUCCUUUCUGUUCCGAAUUCUCAUCUAG
Molecule: messenger RNA, 1394 nt
Organism: Acanthisitta chloris (rifleman)
Lineage: Eukaryota; Metazoa; Chordata; Aves; Passeriformes; Acanthisittidae
Gene: SLC29A1
Product: solute carrier family 29 (equilibrative nucleoside transporter), member 1
Exons: 12
Coding region: 57-1394 (445 amino acids)
Biological process (GO): uridine transmembrane transport; nucleoside transmembrane transport
Cellular component (GO): plasma membrane
Molecular function (GO): nucleoside transmembrane transporter activity
Source: RefSeq, a predicted model, not a curated record